AUGGAGUCUGGCAAUAUCUCCUUUGUCAGACGCGCAACGCCGACGCCAGCGAACCAGCAUGUGCCCAAUACCCCCCUCGUGAAUCUCAGCCCGAACUUGAGUCCACCCUCCCAGAAAUUUUUCAGCACCACCUCGUAUCUAUCUAUCUAUCUAUCUAUCUAUCUAUCUAUCUAUCUAUCUAUCUCUUUCAGUCCGUCCAUAUCUUUGUAUCUAUCUAUCUCUUUCAGUCCGUCCAUAUCUUUGUAUCUAUCUAUCUCUUUCAGUCCGUUCAUAUCUUUGUAUCUAUCUAUCUCUUUCAGUCCGUUCAUAUCUUUUAGCAUUUUCUUUAUCUAUCUAUCUAUCUAUCUAUCUAUCUAUCUAUCUAUCUCUUUCAGUCCGUUCAUAUCUUUGUAUCUAUCUAUCUCUUUCAGUCCGUUCAUAUCUUUUAGCAUUUUCUUUAUCUAUCUAUCUAUCUAUCUAUCUAUCUAUCUAUCUAUCUAUCUAUCUAUCUAUUUCAGUCCGUUCAUAUCUAUCUAUCUAUCUAUCUAUCUAUCUAUCUAUCUAUCUAUCUAUCUAUCUAUCUCUUUCAGUCCGUUCAUAUCUUUUAGCAUUUUCUUUAUCUAUCUAUCUAUCUAUCUAUCUAUCUAUCUAUCUAUCUAUCUAUCUAUCUAUCUAUCUAUUUCAGUCCGUUCAUAUCUUUGUAUCUAUCCAUCUAUCUAUCUAUCUCUUUCAGUCCGUUCAUAUCUUUUAGCAUUUUCUUUAUCUAUCUAUUUAUCUAUCUAUCUAUCUAUCUAUCUAUCUAUCUAUCUAUCUAUCUAUCUAUCUAUCUAUCUCAGUCGGGUCAUAUCUAUCUAUCUAUCUAUCUAUCUAUCUAUCUAUCUAUCUAUCUAUCUAUCUCAGUCGGGUCAUAUCUAUCUAUCUCAGUCGGGUCAUGUCAUAUCUAUCUAUCUAUCUAUCUAUCUAUCUAUCUAUCUAUCUAUCUAUCUAUCUAUCACUCUCUUUCCUGGACGAUACGGUUCUUUCUUUUUUUAUACUCUCAAUUUCUUUCUUUCUUUCUCAGUCUUUUCAUAUAUAUCUUUCUACUUAUGUGCACUCUCGUUUCUCUCUGCAUAUUCGCUGUUUUUCAUGAAUAUGCCAACAUAUGUAAUUCAUAUACAACUAUGA
Acanthosepion pharaonis is the source of this 1143-nucleotide messenger RNA. Lineage: Eukaryota; Metazoa; Mollusca; Cephalopoda; Sepiida; Sepiidae. The record is from the annotation of a GenBank genome assembly.